Molecule: messenger RNA, 3056 nt
Organism: Plutella xylostella (diamondback moth)
Lineage: Eukaryota; Metazoa; Arthropoda; Insecta; Lepidoptera; Plutellidae
Gene: Arl4
Product: ADP ribosylation factor-like 4
Molecular function (GO): GTP binding; GTPase activity
Source: RefSeq, a predicted model, not a curated record
GCGCCUCCGCCUCCUCAGUCCGGUGGAGACCGCGGGCGGGGCGGCACGUGCGGCGCGCUCGUUGCGCCUCGCGACUGUCAUUGUUAUUGCAAUGUGCACCAUUGUUCGAAUCCAUCCCAGCUCAAUCAAUACCAUAUUUUAGUGAAACCACUAGGCCUAUUACAAGCGUUUGCCUACAGUAUUUAUUGUGCUAAAUUAACGUUAGUGUUUUAUACAAUACAUAGGUACACAAAGUACCGGUGACUUAUUGACAAGUGAAACUCUAAUCGUUUUAUUCAUCCGUUGGUGGAUCGUGUUUAUAGCUACUGAUGUUUAUAUACUAAGUGAAUGUGAUUUUUUUAUACGUGGGCAUGCAAAUCAAUAAUUGAGGAUACCCUGGAGCAAGUCGGCAACAUCUCUUGUGUGGGUUAUACCACACUCUGCUGCAUAUUGAUCAGGACCUCUCCGUUGGGACAUCACAGAAUUGGCAUUAUUGCUUGAUUACCACGAAAACAGACUUGCAGUUUCAUUUAUAUUGGGAAGCUUUUUGCAGAAGUCUCGUGAAAAUUCAAUUCUGUUGGACAUAUCUUUACAAACAGGGGUGAGGAUCGCACGCAGCUCUCGCAUUGCGCGUUCGUAAUGUCCCGAUCUUGCGUGAGGUAGGGGGCAGCAUGGGCGCCAACAUGGGCAAGAACUCGAGCCUGCUGGACGCGCUGCCGUCGGCGCAGGGCACGCUGCACGUCGUCAUGCUGGGCCUGGACUCCGCCGGCAAGACCACCGCGCUCUACCGGCUCAAGUUCGACCAGUACCUCAACACGGUGCCCACCAUCGGCUUCAACUGCGAGAAGGUGAAGGGCACCCUCGGCAAGUCCAAGGGCGUCAACUUCCUCGUGUGGGACGUGGGCGGGCAGGAGAAGCUGCGGCCGCUGUGGAAGUCGUACACGCGCUGCACGGACGGCAUCGUGUUCGUGCUGGACUCGGUGGACGUGGAGCGCAUGGAGGAGGCCAAGAUGGAGCUGAUCCGCACGGCCAAGUCGCCGGACAACGCGGGCGUGCCCAUCCUGGUGCUGGCCAACAAGCAGGACCUGCCGGGCGCGCGCGAGCCGCGGGAGCUGGAGCGGCUGCUGGGGCUGCGCGAGCUGGCGGCGGGCUCGCGCGACGCGCACGGCUGCCACGUGCAGCCCGCGUGCGCCAUCACCGGCGAGGGGCUGCACGAGGGGCUCGACGCGCUCUACGACAUGAUCCUCAAGCGGAGAAAGCUCGCCAAGCUGCAGAAGAAGCGCGUCAGAUAAACGCGCCGCGGCUGCAGGGCGGAUAUUGUUUGUAGCGACACCGUACGUGACGGUAUUAAACACAUGCUCAUUGUGUAGAGAUUCGUUUGUUAGUCCGAGGUUGAAACACCAAAUAUUGUUUUAUUGUUAUUUUAUACAAAUAGCUGUAAUGAUAAAUUAACGUCUUAUGAAAACUUGAGUCCGUGUGGCUCGCUUAUGCAUAUUUGUAGUGCAUAUUUAGUUUGAGGGUGAUUAUGUUUAUUUACAACUAGUCAUUUUCGAUUGAAAAAUGCUAGAAUGGCUGAACUGAAGGUAUAGGGAGAAGAUAAUAGUGCACUUGCACUCAUAUAAUAUUCAUAUAGAAAGAAAAAGGUUUUUGUCUGCAACGAUACCAACCAAUGAAAUCAUGUUAUUCUGAAUGAAACCAGUGGCUCACAAACUAAAGUCGGACCAUAAUCGAUAUUUAUAGCUAAUAUUAUGUGGAUUAUACAUAAUAAUUGUAUGUAAGUAGUUUAUUGUAUGUAAACAUUAAUACAAGUGUAUCACAGAAGCGUAUGUAAAAUUAUUAAAUAACAGACACAUCAUUAUUUAUUUAGUUUUUUCAAACAUUAAGUAUUAAGAUCCGAUAGUUGGCCUCAAUUAGAUUUUUUACCUAGCUUACUUCCCAUCAUUUGCAUAAAUAUUUCAUCUAGAUUGGUACUCAAAUCUAAACUCUAUAUUCCAGCAGUCAUUUAGGUACCUACCUGUAGUUAAAGAUAAUUCCCUUGUUUAUAAAAGUAACUUACAAAAUAAUAUGAAUUUUACUAAUGGUUGGUUGCGUUUUUUUAACUCUCAAUCAUUGAUUAUAUAAUCAACGAGAGGUGUGUUACAUUUGUAAGUUAUUUUUAUAAAUAAGGCCGUUUUACUCGCAAACAUUUUAAAUGUGACGUUUUUAAUUAGAUGUUUUAUAAAGAGGCUUUUACUGUUUCCCUCUCGGAUGGUUAUUUGUAAAUAUUAUGUAAAUAGAUCUUCUAUCUUUAAAAUAAUUAUUUUAAUAUCUUAGGUUUUUUUACACUCCUUGAAACGGAAAUCAAAUUAAUUUUUGUUCCAUUUGAGAUUGUUCUCAGUGAUAAGGUCGAAGAAAUUAAACCUGUACCUAAAUUGUUUAUGAAAAUAAUGUUUCUCAAACUAAGUAAAUAAAUAUAUAAGGUUUUAAGAGACACUCAUACCUAUAUCGUGAUAAUUUAUGCAAGAGCCAUUACAUAUUUGAUUAUACAUAAAUUUAUAAAAUACGGGCACUUAACUAUUUAUUUCAAAGAGCAUUUGUGGAAAAAUCAAUUUGUACUGAAACAGAAUUGAAUUUAUCACUGAAAUCGAUCAUUAUAAUUUAUAUUCGUGCCACAUCUACGCUUCCCUCAAGAGAUUAAUUGUUGUAAGUGUAAUCACUUACAACGCGGUAGAUACCUUCGGUAUCUGCCAGUUUACUUUAAAAUGAAGGCUUUGUUGGUAUAUAUAUGGUACCCAUCAUAAUUAUAUGAUUUAUAGUUUUCAAGCGACAACUUCAGAUAUUUAAUAUUUUUACAUAAUUUUAAUUAUAUAUUUUAUGUUACAGUGUAAAUAUGUAAAUUCCCAUAAUUAUGCGUCAAUACCAUGAAACCAAACAAUUGUAAGAAUAGAAAAUGUACAUUUUGUUACUGAUUUUCUUUUAUUAACUGUAUCUGCAACUAAUGCAUAUAAGUAUAUUGUGUAUUUGUGUUUUGUCGAGGAAUUAAUUGAUAGAUGUUUCCAUAUUAAUUCCCCGUAAAUAAAAGUCUGUUUUGGAUAUAA